AAUGGGACCGCUAAGGAGAGAGAAAUGUUUCAAAGGAGUCUGAAACAGUAUUUGGAGAGUCAGUAGAGAUGGAGGAUUAGCUUUUCUUUCAGUGGCACCUACUCUACAGACAGCUGGACCAGAGGAUUUCUUGAUGAAACUGUCCCCUCAGCAUUACUGCACGAUGAUUUGCUGACAACAUACUUUACAUUACUACUUUGACUGAAAUAAAGGAACCAUGGCAACGACAGCUCUGACCGGGUUCUCCAUGAUGAGCCUGCUCAGCCUCGGGUAUCUAACCUGGGACAUGAUGGGUCCUAACCAGGUGGAAAACGAGACCAACCACACUUUUGUCGAGAGCUCACCUGUCCCUCAGCCUCCUCACAUCAUUUUCAUCAUGACGGACGAUCAGGGGUUCAACGACAUCGGCUACCACAGUUCUGACAUCAGGACCCCGGCGCUGGAUAAACUGGCUGCAGACGGAGUGAAGCUGGAGAACUAUUACAUCCAGCCCAUCUGCACCCCGUCCCGCAGCCAGCUCAUCACCGGCAGGUACCAAAUCCACACUGGCCUGCAGCACUCCAUCAUCCGGCCCCGCCAGCCCAACUGCCUGCCCUUCGACCAGGUCACCCUCCCCCAGAGACUGCAGGAGCUCGGCUACUCCACCCACAUGGUCGGCAAGUGGCACCUGGGCUUCUACAAGAAGGAGUGCCUGCCUACUCGCCGGGGCUUUGACACAUACUUUGGCUCCUUAACAGGCAGUGUAAACUACUACACCUACGACUCCUGUGACGGCCCCGGGAGGUGUGGUUUCGACCUGCACGAGGGGGAGUCGGUGGCCUGGGGUCAGAGGGGCAAAUACUCCACACACCUCUACACACAGAGAGUCCGCAAGAUCCUGGCAACCCACGAUCCUCAGUCCCAGCCGCUGUUCAUCUACCUCUCCUUCCAAGCUGUUCAUACACCCCUGCAGUCUCCACGGGAGUACAUCUACCCAUACCGUGGAAUGGAAAAUGUGGCUCGCAGGAAAUAUGCUGCUAUGGUCUCAGUUGUAGAUGAGGCAGUACGUAAUAUAACAUACGCUCUCCGCAAGUAUGGUUACUACCAGAACAGUGUGAUCAUCUUCUCCACUGACAACGGGGGCCAGCCUUUGUCUGGCGGCAGUAACUGGCCCCUCAGAGGACGUAAAGGCACCUACUGGGAAGGCGGUGUCAGGGGUCUGGGGUUCGUUCACAGUCCUCUGUUGAGGAAGAAGAGGAGGGUGAGUAAAGCCCUGGUGCACAUCACUGACUGGUACCCAACACUGGUGGGAUUAGCAGGUGGAAAUGAGUCCCUGACCGAGGGGGUGGAUGGCCAUGAUGUUUGGGAAGCCAUCAGUGGAGGGAAAGAGUCCCCCCGGUUGGAGAUCCUCCACAAUAUUGACCCUUUAUAUAACCAUGCCCGCAGCGGCUCCCUGGAGAAAGGAUAUGGGAUUUGGAAUACAGCUGUGCAGGCCUCCAUCCGAGCUGGAGACUGGAAACUUCUAACGGGAGACCCCGGCUACGGAGACUGGACGCCACCACCGGUGCUUCCAGGUUUCCCCGCCGGCUGGUGGAACCUGGAGCGCCACACUGAACCCAAGAAAUCUGUGUGGCUUUUCAACAUCUCCGGAGACCCCUACGAGCGCCAAGACCUUUCUGAGCAGAGACCAGAUGUUGUGAAAGAGCUGCUGGCUCGACUGGUGUACUACAAUCGCACUGCGGUGCCAGUAAGGUAUCCAUCAGAGGACCUUCGGGCUGACCCCCAACUCAAUGGAGGUGCUUGGGUGCCUUGGGUAGGAGAUGAGGAGGAGGAACGAUGGGAUACUGUCUACCAGAAAAAGAACAAUUGGAAGAAGAAGCUGAAAAUGUCCAAAAGCAGGUCGUUUUUCAGGAGACUCAACACUAGGAUGAUGUCCAACAGGAUAUAAUAAAGGACAUGACUGAAAAAGGGGCAAAGUACGCACUCCUAAAGGAUAGUUACAGUAUAUAAGGGAUUGUUUGGCUUUCUUGAUGGAACUUUUUGACAAUGUGUUUUUGUUUUUGUUGACAAAGGGACCAAACUUCUGCAAAUCCAACUGCUGUUAGUUGCAGGUUUAUAUUCAGGCUCUCUAAAAGAACUGAUUGAUGUAAAAAACUAAAAUAAGUACACAUGUGUUUAUCCAUUUGAAUAAACAAAUGUGUGUCCCUAAAUAGAAUAUUCUGUAAUCAAAAAUGAAAGUUAUUUCCAAUAAGAUUCUAGCAAAUGUGUCAGAAUGACAAGAUGAUUACUCUGUAAUAUCAGGAUCGCUGUAUUUGACUUGGAUGAAGUGGUUACAAGGAAAAAUCGUCUUCAACCAUUUUAACAAUAAUUUAUAUAAAUGAUGACUACCUCUUGUGACAUAAGUUGCAUACUUUCGUAAAUUUCGUGACUCCAAAAGUGAAAUGGUAAUGUUGCACUGUAUUGGAUGUGAACAGUAGCUCACAGCAGCAAUAUGAUCUAGGAAUUGUUCCUCUGCACAGUCUGGUUUGGUUCAUGCGCCCAACAAACAAUAACAAAAGAGCAUCAAACACAGGUCCAAUAAAAAGCUGUAUUCUUGUGUUUGCUUGUUAAGCUAUAUCAGCAAAUGUGCGAAUGUGUAUGUAGAAAUUUGUGCACACAAAUGUUUGCUGAUCUGGAGCUCAGAUAGGAAAUGUAUAAAUAUGCCCUUCUGCAUGUAGGGUUUAAGAUUACCCCUAACCUACAGGUAGAUCUAUAAGACAUUGUUGUGAUCAUGACAAUUUGUUGAUUAAAGGC
Molecule: messenger RNA, 2772 nt
Organism: Trematomus bernacchii (emerald rockcod)
Lineage: Eukaryota; Metazoa; Chordata; Actinopteri; Perciformes; Nototheniidae
Gene: arsia
Product: arylsulfatase family, member Ia
Exons: 2
Coding region: 218-1927 (569 amino acids)
Source: RefSeq, a predicted model, not a curated record